AGGCGUGCCCAGAGGCUGGCAGUGCCCUGGGGUGGGGUGAGAUUGCUGCUUCUAGUACCUGAAGGACUCUUGUCCCACAGGCAUGAAUUCCUGGCAUUCUCCGAGACAGGACAAGAUGGGAGAUGGGGGGAGGGUAGAGGGUACAACCUCUACCUGGGGCGGUGGCCAUAGCAGGCAAAGGGGCAGACAGAGCCAGGAGCCUGGGAAGAAAGCAUGAUGCCAACAGAGACAGCAGCUGGAGCCUGGGCACUGGUCCUUGUUCUAUGGGGAGCCUUAGUUGGUGGUCAGAACAUCACAGCCCGGAUUGGAGAGCCUCUUGUGCUGAGCUGUAAGGGGGCCCCUAAGAAACCACCCCAGCAGCUAGAAUGGAAACUGAACACAGGCCGGACAGAAGCUUGGAAGAUCCUGUCUCCCCAGGGAGGAGACAGUGUGGCUCGAAUCCUCCCCAAUGGUUCCCUACUCCUUCCAGCCAUUGGAAUUGUCGAUGAGGGGACUUUCCGGUGUCGGGCAAUGAACAGGCACGGAAAGGAGAUCAAGUCCAACUACCGUGUCCGGGUCUACCAAAUUCCUGGGAAGCCAGAAAUUGUGGAUGCUGCCUCGGAACUCACAGUUGGUGUCCCUAAUAAGGUGGGUACCUGUGUAUCAAAGGGAAGCUACCCUGCAGGGACCCUUAGCUGGCACUUGGAUGGGAAACCCCUGAUUCCUGAUGAAAAAAGGACAAUCGUGAAGGAAGAGUCCAGGAGAAAUCCCGAGACAGGGCUCUUCACACUAGAGUCAGAGCUGACUGUGACCCCAGCUCCAGGAGGAGCUGCCCAUCCCACCUUCUCAUGCAGCUUCAGCCUGGGCCUUGCCCGGCGCAGACCCUUGAACACAGCCCCCAUCCAGCCCCAUGUCAGGGAGCCUCUAGAGAGGAUUCAGCUGUUGGUUGAACCAGAAGGUGGAAUAGUUGCUCCUGGUGGGACCGUGACUCUGACCUGUGUCAUCUCUACUCAGCCCCCUCCUCAGAUUCACUGGAUAAAGGAUGGUACACCCCUGCCCCUUGCCUCCAGCCCUGUACUGCUCCUCCCUAAGGUAGAGCAUAAGGAUGAGGGUAUCUACAGCUGUGUGGCCACCCAUCCUAGCCAUGGGUCACAGGAAAGCACACCUGUCAGCAUCAGCACCUCAGAAACAGGCAAGGAGGGGCCAGCUACAGGCUCUGUAGGUGGGUCUGGGCUGGGGACACUAGCCCUGGCCCUGGGGAUCCUGGGAGGCCUGGGAAUAGCCACCCUGCUCAUUGGGGCCAUCCUGUGGAGAAAAAGGCAACCCAGACGAGAGGAGAGGAAGGUCCCAGAAAACCAGGAGGACGAGGAGGAGCGAGCAGAGCUGAAUCAGUCAGAGGAUGCCGAAGCAAGAGAGAACGAUGCAGGAGGACCUUAGCAGGGCCCAGGCAGACCUUGUCCGCCAGCUCCUUCAACAUCCUCCCUGAAUUGUGCUGGCCCCAUGACCAGCUCUCCCAUGUUCAAUCCCUGCUCCACCUCAAUACACUUCUACUACCAGAGCCCACCCAACCUGAGUAAACACCUGACACUUGU
Molecule: messenger RNA, 1571 nt
Organism: Phodopus roborovskii (desert hamster)
Lineage: Eukaryota; Metazoa; Chordata; Mammalia; Rodentia; Cricetidae
Gene: Ager
Product: advanced glycosylation end-product specific receptor
Exons: 11
Coding region: 214-1416 (400 amino acids)
Biological process (GO): regulation of p38MAPK cascade; regulation of inflammatory response
Cellular component (GO): plasma membrane
Molecular function (GO): signaling receptor activity
Source: RefSeq, a predicted model, not a curated record